AUGGUGACAAUUGAAUCACUUACGAAGGAGCAGUUGAAGGAAUUGCGAGGUGAAAACGAAGAAAUGAGAAAACAAAUUAGCGAACUGCGGCAAAUGGUUCAACAAGUAGUCAUUAACCAGAAUAACGUUAGAAACAAUCAAAACAGUACUUCAGAAAUGCCUAGUAAGGACCGUAACGCGCAUUUUAUACAAGAAAUCGCAGAAGUCUUGACCGAAUUCGACCCAACGAAUGAAGAUUUCAUUACGGCUACGCAAUUUGUCGAACGUGUUGAAGCUGUUAUGUCUUCGAAACGACAUGUGGUCGCUGCACGUUACGAUUUUUUCAAAAGGGAAAUGAAGCCACAUCAAUCAUACAGAGAGUGGGUAGCAGAUCUCCGCGGAUUGGCAAGAGAGUGUAACUUUUCGUGCUCAGCCCAGAAUUGUUUGCACAAUUUCGUGGAUGAUAUGAUUCGUGACCAAAUUAUUAUACGUACACCGCACGAUGCUGGGCGCACGGCUGCGUUCCAAAAGCCCCAGCCGACACUUGCUGAUGUUUUGCAGAUUGCAGAAUUGUACGAAACAACCACUAAAACGGUGGCAACAAUUAAAGAACAAACGAUCGAAAACUCAAUGCCUGUUAAUUCAGUUGGUACAAUUAUAAGAAAACCGGGUGUUUUCAACAAUAACAAUAAUAAAGUAAAAUUCAAAUCAUGUUCUGGCUGUGGAAACUCUCAUGCAAGAGAAAACUGUAAAUUUAGAAAUGCUGUAUGCAAUAGAUGUAGCAAAAUUGGACAUAUUGCGCCAGUGUGCAUGUCAAAACAAAACAAGAACAACAAACGUAAUUCAGGUGAUGAAAACAAGAAGAAAGAUUACCGUCGUAAAAGUCACAACAUUGGUACUGUUGAAACAAUUAACAGUUUGACAGGUAUUGUAAAAACUGAAGGCAAUAAGAAUUACAUUGACUUGGAAAUUUUGCUCGCUGAACUUUGCGUAGAUAUCAAAUGUGGCGAAAAAGAAAACGAAGUGGUAAUCGUUGUCGUGGAUGUCGAAAACUGUAACAAUUUAUUCGGUUGCGAUUUAUUCAAAGAAUUCGCGUUUGAGAUUCAGCAAAUUUGUAAUAUUACUGAAAGUGAAUCACACAGAAUUAGCGAGCUGUGUACAUCCGAAAUUUUACAAAAGCCGACAAAUUUCAUUUUCGCAAAUGUCACUUUUCAAGAAAGAAGUCGAUCGAUUGACAAAUGCGGGUAUUUGGAAACUGUGAAGUUUUCCCAAUGGGCUUCCCCUAUUGUACUAGUGCCAAAAGGUGAUGGUUCCAUAAGAAUUUAUGGGGAUUUUAGACAAGCAGUCAAUGCGCAAAUUGACAUUGAACAAUAUCCUUUGCCCAUACGAGAAAAUCUUUUCCAUAAAAUUCAUUGCGGUCAACAUUUUACAAAAAUCGACCUUAAGGACGCGUAUUUACAAAUGGAACUCGACGAUGAAGCAAAAACAAUGAUGGUUGUCAACACUCCGCUUGGGUUAUUCCAAUACCAACGUUUACCGUUUGGGAUUGCAAGCGCACCAGCUAUAUUCCAAAGAUAUCUUGAGCAGUUACUUCAAGGCGUAGAAGGUUGCGGAAAUUAUCUCGAUCUCCGCACCUACAUUUCAACAACACAUCAGCCGCCUAGAACAAAUACUUCGUAUUUUGCAACAAAAUGUGCAAAAGGUAUAUUGCCAGAUGAGUCAGGACUAAAAGCAGUAAAAAACCUGCAGUCGCCUAAAGAUCUAAAGCAAGCAGAAGCAUUCAUGGGUAAGGUAAACUACUACCAUAAUUUUAUACCUAAUUUUUCGCAAUUAUCCGCGCCAAUCAACAUGCUGCGCCGAAAAAAUGUAAAAUUCAAAUGGGGUACAGCACAACAACAAGCAUUUAUAGCUCUUAAAACGCAUAUUCUCAAUGCAGCGCAAUUAGCACAUUAUCAGGAACACUUACCGUUGAUUCUAGCUACAGAUGUCUGCUCCUAUGGCAUAGGGGUCGUGCUCUCGCAUAGGUACGUUGACGGUACAGAAAGGCCUAAUGCUUUUGCAUCUAAAACUCUCGACAUUCAUCAGAUAUAG
Molecule: messenger RNA, 2070 nt
Organism: Teleopsis dalmanni
Lineage: Eukaryota; Metazoa; Arthropoda; Insecta; Diptera; Diopsidae
Exons: 5
Coding region: 1-2070 (689 amino acids)
Source: RefSeq, a predicted model, not a curated record